This is a messenger RNA of Aspergillus wentii DTO 134E9, 3170 nucleotides long. RefSeq lists its product as uncharacterized. NCBI's taxonomy places the organism in Eukaryota, Fungi, Ascomycota, Eurotiomycetes, Eurotiales, Aspergillaceae. The record is from RefSeq and is a predicted model, not a curated record. The coding region runs from base 175 to 2754 and encodes 859 amino acids. The transcript has a single exon.
AUUUAUUAUUCCCAUCCUCCAUUCACCUUGAGCCAGGUCAUUGACUUGGAGUUCAGUGUGUUGACUCUGACAGUUGUAUUCUGUCCAGGUGAUAAGAGAGGUCUAUUUGAUCCACUCUGGAAACACAUUGCACUGGCAGCAUAAUUUUUCACUAUUGCAGCAGCUUCCAAGAUCAUGGCGGCUCACGGGGCCACUCAACUUCCAACAGGUAGUAUACCUACGGGGCUACCAAUAGGCGAAGAGGUGAAGGAGUAUGAGAAAAUUUUGAGAAUAAGUGACGAUGUCUUUUCUGGAAUUCACCCCAGAUUGAAAGUUCCUCGCCAGUUUGUGCGCAAGGCUACCUCGAGAAACCCUCCCAACCCCCCUAUCACAACACAAACACAGGUAGCAAAGGCUGGCGGACCACCCGUAUCUCCUCCAGAGGGAACGGAAAAGUCGUCGCAGUCUAUCCUGCCGGCAUCAGAAGUUACGAGCUCACAAACUACUCCCAUGAAUGGUCCGUCUGCUGCAGCGACCGCGAUGGGUCCAUCUUCGCGUAUCGUCCCCAAGCCUGCCUCCGAGAUUGAUCCCAUAUUUUUGACCAAGUCGGAUGAUCUGGUCAGGGCGGAAAUACAGUUGGAGCGGCAGAGGGUGGAGAGGACAUUGCGUGAACAGCUUGACCAAAAAAGGCAAGAGUCGAGGCAAAAAACCUCUAUACAAGAUACAAAACCAGACUUCGAUGUCUCUGAUGUUUUGAAUAAGGCUCUUGAUAUGGUCAGGCCCACUGCUCCAAGCGAUAUCGCUGGGCCCAAUGGUACAGGGGCCCCUAGUGACUCGUUUGACGAGAAUUCCUUCUACUCUAGUAGAGCCCCGGACUCCCCACAAAAUGGCGAGCCGCAGAGAACAUCUCUAGCGCCUCCAUCAAACCCAGAUGACCUUGCUACUGAAGCCCCAGUAGAACAUAAUUCAGAUGAGUUGCAACGGCUUGAGGCCCUCAACAGAACUGGACCGGAUCAGGAAAUGCAAGAUACUUACAACCCAGUUGCAGACCAGCGUUUACCCUAUCAUCAGAGGCAGCCGCAUAAUGCUCAGGUAGACCUUGCAACCCCUAGGUCUUACGAGGCCCAGCCACCGACCGAUGCCCUUGAGGAGCCCGAGUAUUCGCCUCCGGCUCCGGGUGUGCCACCGAUGGAAAGGAGAGACAGCCAGGAAUUUACGAGGGGCUAUCCGGGAGGUACAAGACAACGACGAGCUCCCGAUGGCCGGCAGGCCGAUCGAAUUCGUUACACUCGCAGAUCGGCAUCACCAGGAGGCGAUAUGAGGAUUGUGAGAAAUCAUAUAACAUCACCCGCAGCUCCCCAGCCAUCCAGAGUCUCGCCUUUAGCAAUAACUAAGGUUCCAUCUGUCCAUCAGCUCAAGGAGUCGCGACCAGAAUAUGGAUCAGACCGGGGCAAUCCUGGUCAGGAUUCUGAUCGCGCUACUCCCGAUGUUGCCGCUCCACACUUGAUGCCUAGAAAACGUAGGCGGUUGCAGGAAGGAAGGGAUAAACCCCGUCAGGUUUCGUAUAGAAGACAAGCUUUUGACUCUGACCCUUAUAUUAAAGAGGAGCCAGUUUCGCCUCCACCGUUCGCAGACACCCCGGCUUUUCGAAGUCGGCAGCCUCAAGAGAGACCCAUCUACAUUGAUAUCGCAUCUCCGCAAUAUACUCCUGCGGUGGAGCGGAGAGAGCCUUCAAUUAGGGACCCUGCGUACGAGUUGGAUCCAUACCGUGAAAUCCAUACUGAACCUGGCAUCCAACGCACAGUUUCCCGUCUCAGUACCAGACGGCCUGCGCGCGAUGACCAAGAUCUCAGGAGGGUUGCGAGCUUGCACAAUGCCCGGCAACCAGAAUAUCCGCGCGAGUACAUCGACCAAACUAGCCCCCGUGCCCUGCGAGCCCCAUCUUAUGCGGUUGUUGAGCGUCCACUGCCAGAACAACCUCGGUAUUAUGACAAACCCGCCCAGCCCUACUCGAGACGUUACGUUCCAAUCGAUGAAUCGCCAACUUCAACUAGAUAUCGUGAGGUCUACUAUGACGAAGAGCCUCCAACUCGGAUCAUGGCGCCUCCCCCGCGCCGAAUUGUGGUUGACGCACAAGGGAAUCAAUAUUACGAGACUAUGGCUACACCGAGGAUGCAACCAAUGGCCCCACCAGUUAGCCGGAUACCGAAAGGGGACGUCUAUGAAGAUCACCCACCAGUACGUCCGGCAAGUGUGCGGGCUGCCUCGAUCAUUGAAGAUCCAUAUGGUGGUCGAAGAUAUGUCCAGGAAAUGCCGCCUCCGCAGAGCACGUAUCGACGGGUCACCGACUACGCUCGACCGACCCCGGCUGAGCGACGACCGUAUACGGCUUUAGAUGAACGAGAACCAUAUCCACGCAGCAGCAGCGUUCAAGUCACCGAGUACCCUCCCCGGCAUGCGGCCUACGUGGAUGAAGCUGAUAUUCCACGGGAACGGUUGGUCAGGAUGUCUAGUGUCCGACCUCCGACUGCAACCCGGUACGAUGAACCGCGUGAGGUGAUUCAACGGGUUGAAAGUGUGCGCCCGGGCGGACGAGACAUGAGUGUCUACGUGGACGAAGAUCCCCGACGAGCGAGGGAUUACAUUGAGCGGCCUGUGUAUAUGGCAGCUCGUGCUCCAGCCAGGGAAGAACGCUACUACGAUGGCGGAGAACCAGAGCGGAUGCUUCUCGAAGGGGGGAGGGAUGUAGUCCAUCGGGCUCCUCCCCGGUAUUGAGAUAUGUGUAUGUAUUUAAGUUGGAAUUUGGUGUGGGACUAGUUUAAUGGGAAUAACGAACAGUCACGAUAUGAUAGGAAUUUUGUAAGGUAGAUAGACAUGAACUCGGCCUUGGAUCAAAUGACUUGCAUCAGAGAUACCACUACAAAAUCAGAAAAGGGUGCAUAAUGACAUGGAGUAUUACAACAGACAAUAGGUUUUUAUCAUAUGCAAGACAGUACAAGGGUACCUAGAUCAAAGUAGAGCAAGGUGGUCCUACUAGUCAGUCGAUUUUCCAAUUGAUAAACCAGGGCAUGCAGAUUCCACCUGUUCAAUCAGCAAUCCAGACUGAGUUGUUGAAAUGAAGCGACAAACUCGGCAAAGAUAACACUAAGUACUGAAGGUGGAUGAUUAUUUUCUAUCAGGCAGACCAUGAU